Talaromyces proteolyticus is the source of this 1110-nucleotide messenger RNA. RefSeq lists its product as uncharacterized. The transcript has 7 exons. NCBI's taxonomy places the organism in Eukaryota, Fungi, Ascomycota, Eurotiomycetes, Eurotiales, Trichocomaceae. The coding region runs from base 1 to 1110 and encodes 369 amino acids. The record is from RefSeq and is a predicted model, not a curated record.
AUGGCAUCGCUUCAAAUCCACCCCCCUUUUCUAUGGACCGCAGGCACAAUAUGGCCCCCCAUCUGUCUCGCGAUUGUCGCCGCGCGGUUUGUGAUGAGGAAAAGCCAGCGAAUGCGGUAUGGGCUUGAUGACUGGUUGACGCUCCCGGCACUGAUCCUGAUUCUCGGUAUGGCAGCGACUAUCCUGGCAGGAGUGGCCCAGCAUGCUCUAGGCUACCCAACGCCAAAGCCCGAACCAGGGACGGAGCUGACGGCGACCAGUCCUCAACAAACAGUGACGAGAAAGGCAUACAUGGCCAUCACCCUUAUGCAGACCGCCGCUCUCACAUUCAUCAAACUAAGCUGUAUGCUCUUCUACCAACGCAUCUUCCGCACCGCAUCACACAUCGCCAAUAUCCUAAUCUACAUCAUUCUCGCACUGAUCCUGGUCUGGGGCUUGGGGUUUUUCUUCAGCUUCCUUUUUGCCUGCAACACGCAUUUCGACUACUUUUGGACCAACCUCGAGAACCAGUUGAAAUGUCCCGCCGAUCUAAGCAAGAUUGAUCUGUCGUUAUCGGUUUCGGAUGUUGUGAUGGAUGUGAUUCUAUUGGCAUUUCCAAUUCCAUGGAUUAUGAGAAUGCAGAUAUCGUGGGGCAAUAAGCUUCUAGUUUUAGGCAUUUUUACCCUUGGUGGUCUCGCUGUCGCAGCGUCCAUCACACGUCUGGUGAUUAUCGGGGAAGAAUUGAAUGUUGAAUUUGCUGCAACGGCGGAUGAGGACUUCGUCUCCACUGCCGGUCUGUACUUCAUGUACAUCGAAGCCUGCUUUGCGCUCACAGCUAUCUGUCUGCCGUCACUGUCCGGAAUUCGCAAAAACCGGGCAAUAAAAAACUUGAUCGAAGGUUUCCGAUCCGUUUUCUCUAGUAAUUCGCGCGGCUCUGGAUCGAGGAUUGCAGCAGACGGUAUAAAUUCAAGGGAGGCGCCAGAAGACAUAUCUAUUUGCUUCGAGGAGCCAUUAUCGCAGCCUACAUCUAGCGCAGAGCCCAUUUCGAUAGUAGAUGACGCCGAUUUGGAAAUGCAGCCUCUACCGAAGAAGGACCAUAAGCAUACUACGGUGACAUGCGGAACUGAGUAG